CCCUUCGUUUGCUCUGGGUCCCCGUCAUGAGCGGACGCAGGUUGACCCAGUGCUGCCCGAUGCUGCGCUCAGCUCCGGGAGAUGUCGCUGGUGUGGGAGGGUGUGCGGAAGGCCUCAGCUCCGCUCGGCGGCUGGAUGAUGGCGAAUCUGCCCAAAGUACAGCGGCUGUCGGCGCGGGUGGUCCGGGUGCUGGGCUGCAACCCGGGUCCGAUGACCCUCCAGGGGACCAACACCUACCUGGUGGGCACGGGUCCCCGACGAAUCUUAAUUGACACAGGCGAGCCAGCGGUACCUGAAUACAUCAGCUGUUUGAAAGAAACUUUGGUCCAACUGAAUAUCAGUAUUCAAGAAAUUCUGGUGACACAUUGGCACUUGGAUCAUGUUGGAGGCAUACCAGAUAUCUUGAAAAAUGUUGUUGAAGAUGGUGAUGUUCAGAUUAGCAAACUCCCAAACAAGUCAUCUCAAAAAGAAGUGAUUGGAAAUGGUGAAAGCCACUAUACGUAUCUAAAGGAUGGAGAUGUGUUGGAGACUGAGGGAGCCACACUGAGGGCUAUUUACACACCUGGGCAUACAAGUGAUCACAUGGCAUUAUUACUUCAAGAGGAAAAUGCUGUAUUUUCUGGAGACUGUAUUCUGGGAGAAGGGACAACAGUGUUUGAGGACUUGUAUGAUUAUAUGGCUUCAUUGGAAAAACUGCUAGCUAUUAAAGCUGAUUUAAUAUAUCCAGGUCAUGGCCCAGUUGUGCACAAUGCUUCUGAUAAAAUUAGAGAGUACAUAUCUCACAGAAAUUUGAGGGAACAGCAGAUUUUAAAGGUUUUUCAGGAGCAUCCUGGGAAGUAUUUCAUCCCAAUGGAACUUGUUAAAAGUAUUUAUAAGGAUACCCCUCCUCACUUGUAUCAAGCAGCUGAAAGUAAUCUUACACACCACCUGAAAAAGUUGGAGAAGGAAGGAAAACUGAAUGACCUCACCAGCGGCCAGCAUGUUUAUGCUAAGUUGGAGAUGGCCAAGAAUGUCUCCUCCAUCAUCAAUUAGGGUAAUGGUACAGGAGCAGUAAAACAGCCACUGCAGGCCAAGAAAAUGCAACUCAGAAAUGGAAAAGUAACUUGUAAUGGCCAUCCUUUUUAAAUGGACAAAAUGGACCCCACUUUUUCAAAUAUGCUUGUUUUUAUUUUAAAGAUUUAAUUUUUGAAGUACUGGUUUGCUGGGUUUGGUAUCAAAAAUGUGAAAAAUGCCAUUAAUACACAGGAGUGGAAUAUCCACAGGGAUUCUUCUGAUGAUCUACAGUAACUCUGGAGAAAUUAUGUGCACUGUUUCUGAUAUUACUUAAAAAUUUCAGCAGAAUUUCUUCAGGAAAGCAUCCUGGGAAAUUGUACCCUGCCAAAUUUCUAAUGAAAUUAAAUGAUAAUUUUGGUAAUGCCUUGCAUUGUAUUUUUUUUAGAUCAGUGAUCCAUGUUGGUUUACAAAUAAUUAUUCAUUGAGCAUUGGUUUACAAUAAAGAUAUUGUGUAUAAUGUACCAAACAUUCAAUCUGUUGUUGCCACAAUAAAUUCAUCUAUAACAUAAAAUCUGGCAUUACAUUCCUCUU
Pristis pectinata (smalltooth sawfish) is the source of this 1584-nucleotide messenger RNA. It is a transcript of the gene lactb2, whose product is annotated as lactamase, beta 2. Lineage: Eukaryota; Metazoa; Chordata; Chondrichthyes; Rhinopristiformes; Pristidae. The record is from RefSeq and is a predicted model, not a curated record. Bases 82 to 1032 code for a protein of 316 amino acids. Gene Ontology annotation, cellular component: mitochondrial matrix. The transcript has 8 exons. Gene Ontology annotation, molecular function: single-stranded RNA binding; RNA endonuclease activity.